AUGCAAUCCUCGCUUCCGACCAUGGUCCCCGACCACCAAGAACGCGCCCCGGUGAACAGGGUAUCCGAUCUUUGGUUCUCGCAAGGCAUGGUCGUUCUGCAAGCGGAGGACACCGUCUUCCGCGUCAGUCGCGCGAUCCUCGCUGCCCGAUCGACGGUCUUCGAGUCGAUGUUUGGCAUCCCGCAGCCGCCGGUCGAUGAGACGGAAACGUUGGAGGGUACGCAGGUCGUCGUGCUGCAUGAUCGCAAGGAUGAGGUCGAGGUGUUUCUGCGGGCGAUCUUCGACUCGAGCUUCUUCAUGCCGCCGCCCGCGCCAGUCGGCUAUGAUGCUGUCCUCGGCAUUCUACGGCUUGCGCACAAGUACGAUGUGGGCUACCUGCUCCGGCGGGCUGUGCUGCAUCUCGAGACAGCCUUCUGCACGAGGCGGGGUCAGUAUGACCCCGAUACACCGCUGGUCAACAGCAUCGGGUACAUCGAUGGUGUCCUCGAGAUGGAUCUGCGCGCGAUUGCUGUAUUCGAGUGCACUGGUGUCAAAUGGCUCCUCCCGUGGGCGUACUACAGCGCGGGCACGUACUCGCACGCGCGGAUAAAGAGCUGCGCGGACUGGCAUGAGCUCUCGCAGGACGUUCAGCACACGCUUCUCUCGCUCGCGCACAUCCACUCUCGGGCGACCAUUGCCAUCCUGUCGAUCAUCGCUGUGCCCGUCGACGAAUGCCCGACGAAACGCUCGUGCUCGGGCGCUCGGCUGGCGCGGAUGCACAAGGAGCUGCUGCCCGCUGCGGAUCCCACCCAACGGGACUCCCUGUGGGAUUGCCAUCCGUUCUUUGUGUGGCGCGCCCACGACUGGGCUGCGUUUAGAAAUGAAGUCUGUGACGUGUGUGUUGACGAGAUGCGCCACAGGCAUGCAGCGUUCCUGGACCAGCUGUGGGAUCAAUUACCCGCCAAUUGUGGACUCGAAGAUUGGGAUGCGUUGCUGGCCGAGCGGAAGCGUAUGCUGGAUUCCUGAGCAACGCCGUCUGGAAGUGCAUGAAGCGAGCGUUUAAGCGCCUUGCAGGUUCUGGGUUCUGAUUGUAUCAUAAGUAUGACUGCCAUAAUAAUGUACUCCAACGUACUGGAUGAGGAAUGCUAAAUUUGCUUUGUUCGCAGCUUGGCA
Mycena citricolor is the source of this 1152-nucleotide messenger RNA. The record is from the annotation of a GenBank genome assembly. Lineage: Eukaryota; Fungi; Basidiomycota; Agaricomycetes; Agaricales; Mycenaceae.